Molecule: messenger RNA, 1062 nt
Organism: Symbiodinium sp. CCMP2456
Lineage: Eukaryota; Dinophyceae; Suessiales; Symbiodiniaceae
Source: the annotation of a GenBank genome assembly
AUGAAGCAACAUCACCGCUCUGCGCUUCACGUCAAAUUGGAACGGGUCGCGGUCCGCUGUUUCACGCUGCUUGUGCUGCUGAAAUGUGGCGCAUUUCUACUCCACGGAUGGCCGCUGCGGGGUUGUUUUGCACAGAUGGGCAUGCGCCGCUUUCGAGAGAAGGAAGGAUCUCAAAUCCGUGUCCCUGUUUCGGGCACAAAUGCUGUCAAAAUGGAUGGCCUCACAUCAGGAGAGGCCAAGCUCAUGACACAACUUGCAGAGGCUGCGAAGGGGCGGAACUGGGUUCAUAUCCAGGCACUCUGGUCCUCGUAUUCAGGUUCAGCGUUUCCGGUGUUUUGUGCUGCAAUGCAGGCAGCCUUCCAAUGUGGGAAGUAUGUGGCAGCCGCCGAGAUUUAUGAAGCCUUGCGACGCAGCUCGGCAGAGCUCACGUCUACCGUGCCCCUCACCAUGGGCAUCAAGAUCUUCGGCAAGCUGGGACAGCACCAGAAAGUCAAGGACAUUUGGGAAGAAGCCCAGACUGGUGGCCUGGUUGACCAGUUCGUAGCAGGCACGUUUAUCGACGCCGGGGCGGAAGCCGGUGAUUUCAUGGCUUCUGUGGAGGGCUUGGACUACAUGUUGCAGCACGGGUAUGAUGUAGAUGCCUCGCGCUUCUGUUCUGUGAUCAAUGCUUGCAAGAACUCAGAUUUGCCUGACCGUCACAAGGCAGCGCGCUUUUUGUUCCAACAAAUGCUAGACAAGGGCUUGCACCCUGACGUGGCCACUUUUGCGGCUCUUGUCGGAGCCUACCAGGAAGCUCCGCUCAAGAUCAUCUUAGGUGUUCGUGCGACAAUGCAAGAGCUUGGGACCAUACCGAACAUCGUCUUUGCAGAGGUGUACAUAUCUGCGCUCCUGGGGCGGUUGGAAGGGAAUGCCGAUGAGGUUGCAGCUCUGCUGCAGAAGGUCACAAAGCCUCGCCGCGAGGCUGCCCUCACAGCCCUACAAGACUUUCGGGCAAGUGGUGUUCAGCUUUCAUACCUGUGCAAGAAAGUUGAGAAAGCACUGUCCCGGUAUAGACAUGUUUAA